Molecule: messenger RNA, 3303 nt
Organism: Zymoseptoria tritici IPO323
Lineage: Eukaryota; Fungi; Ascomycota; Dothideomycetes; Mycosphaerellales; Mycosphaerellaceae
Exons: 5
Coding region: 1-3303 (1100 amino acids)
Source: RefSeq, a predicted model, not a curated record
AUGGAAGAUCAGCGUGCGAAAGUUCUCCAGUCGACUGGUACAGCCAUCGUGCUUUCUGCGAGCGACACGGAUACUCGGAUUUUUGAUUGCACUAACAAGUGUUUCGAUGCGUUCGAUCGCCUCAUCGCGGGCUGUCGCCCACCGCGCCGUGGCAUAACUCAGCAACUAAUGGGCAGAUUGGCGCUCUGGAACAAGUACGGAGGUGCUCGCGCAAAGCCAGGAUACCGCCUUGACGACAGACUCCGGGGCUUAGACAGCAUCGCUGACGCAUUUGUCUCGCUCUUGAAUACCAUAGCAUCACUCCUGGAUGUCGCUUACGAGGGGGACGAAGCGGGCGCCACAUCGGGCAAGACACCAUUGGCACUCCAGACACCCGCCGAAGAGUCUCUAGACCAGGAAUCUCUCGACUGUCAGUCUGGAUGCAUGUUGGGGAAACCAUGGGAUGAACUGACCAGCGUGAUCGGCGAGCUCGUAAGCCUCACGCGGACAGUUCGCAAAGCCUCAAUCUUGAACAGGUCUACCCCCGUGCCUGCUCAUUACCAGCGCAACGAUAGCGUGUUCUUCGAGCACACGUGCUGUCUAUUGGUGCGGGCGAGAUUUCCGGAUGCGCGCAGUACUCUCACCGAUCAACUGGGCAAGUCAAUCGCCGUCCGUAGGAACAGGCUGCUUUACCGCCGCGACCACGAGAAGAAGAUGCAGCAGACCGAUCAUGAGAGGUUGGAGACCUCGGAGGCAGAAGUCUUGAAGACUGAGCCAAAAAUACCCAGAUUUGAAUCUCUGAUCCCGACCGAAGCAGUUCCAGGUGGGCAAAGUCUGCCAGCGUCUAGCAGUAACCAGCCGCCUCCAACGAUGUUGUCCAUGCCGAGACACAGCCUGAUACAACAACGACGGAAGGAGCUGAAAACUGCUGGAAGUGUGUUUGGUCGUUCCAGCCGCAAUGGGGAUACCCUUGUGGUGUAUCCAGACAAACCAUUUCCAGACGUGCAUGACAAAUUUUCCGGCCAUUGCCCAUACUGCUUUGUUCCGCAGUCUUUGCCUCUGACUGACGAGGAUUGGAGGGCUCACGUCGACAAGGACCUUCAGGUCUACACAUGUCUUUCGGAGCAUUGUGCUGAUCCAAUCAAGUUUUUCCACAGCUCCAACGACUGGCUAAGCCAUAUGUUGAAAGAGCAUGGAAUAGACUGGAUGAAGACUGUCCACCUCGGACUCUGGUACUGCGACCUGAAGCAUGAGAAGAGCGCCGGCAACAGCAUCGAAGACAUCACAUUCUCGAACGUUGUCAAGUUUGAGAUUCAUCUGAGUGAAGUGCACAGCCUCGACCGGCGGAAAAUAGACAUGUUCAAACGGCGCAAGCGGAGGGCAGGGGAAGUAAGAGUGCCUGGUGUGUGCCCGCUGUGUGAGAAGCAACCGAAUUCCGUGGGUCAGAGUGAUGCCUCGCACUCGGUUUCGAAAGUCCAGGAACAUAUCGCGUCUCAUCUUCGCGCUCUUGCUCUGCUAUCGCUACCAGAGCUCGACGAGGAUCCCGAGAACUACAGGAACGACGCAGCAAUCUCGAUAGAUGUUGCCUCCGGCGAACAUGGCAGCCAAUCUGUUGAUUCGAAUACGCACCAGCUUCUGAGCAACGGUGACUCAGAUGAUGCAACAGAUAAUCCAGAUCUACGAGAUUAUACCAAGGACCAGCGGUCACACAGCAGUGACAUACCGGCCUCGGACCAGUGGACCGAACAACUUCUACACAGUCUCCUGCAAACCAAAGCCCUUCAUGCUGGGCUUCAAUUUGAGUUGCAUGAGCUCCUGUCGGCCUUGGGGAUGCUGACGGAGACUAUAAAAGUUGGCAAACCAUACUCAAGCCACAUCAGCCUCGCUCUGGAGAAAUGCCGCGUCACUCUCAUUCGGCUUGUGAAGAUACUCGAGCAGCAAGGUGGAGGGUCCAGAACUUGGCAGAGUUCAGAGUGGACGCCGGAGUCACAUGAGGCAGCAGAAAUUGCGAGGACGAUAAGCCUAGUCAUCGAGUCCGUGAAAACUUAUGUUAGAAUGGACGACAGUACUAGCGACCGAACUAGCAAGAGCCCUCCCGUGCAAUCCGAGCAAGAGGUUCAUUCUCAGAAGAUUGAAGCCUGGCUCUCGGCGCCUGAUCCAUGGACAAGCCAUGCCUCCGCUCGGCAGCGACAGGAGCCUGGCCUGGGACUUUGGCUAUUGCAGUCUCCUUCUUACGUCGAGUGGAAAUUCGGACCCAACCAGAACCUGUGGCUGUACGGAGAACCUGGCAUUGGAAAGACUGUGCUAUACAGUACGGCUGUUGAUGACGUACAAACAUCAGAUGUCCCGCUUGCAAUAUUCUACUUCUCCUCCUCCGAUCACCACAAGCGAACCUAUGGAGCCUUGUUGCUCUCUCUCGCUGCUCAACUAGCAUGGAAGGAACCUGGCCUAUCGGCGAUUCAACGGGCAUAUGAAGACCAGAAGACUCUCAGAGAAAGUGAGCUCGAGGAUAUCCUGCUUGCUGCCAUUCCGACGUACAAUGAAGUGUUUCUUAUGCUUGACGCGCUCGACGAAUGUACCGCAGACGGCGAUAACCGGCACUCCACGAUGUAUUACUUAGCACGACUCUCGAAGGCAGCACCGCAGCUCAAGAUCUUGACAACAAGCCGCGACCUACCCGACAUACGGGACUCCAUGGCCGUACUAGGAGCGGAAUCUGUCCAUGUCCCGCCGAUCGCUGAUAGAAUUGUAUCCAUUGACAUUCGCGAGAUUGGACACACAUCCAGAUUGAAUCCGAGGAGGCAGGGUCCGCAUGACGACUUCCCUGAACGUGGACGCCGCAUGCAGCUAUGGCCGUGGGAACGGGCCGCCAAGAGGCACAGGUCACGGGCACAGUCAAGACCGCCACCCUGGCUCGAGGAAGAACGCCCUUUCAAAUGGCAUAACGAGCGACCGAAUCGGAUAGAGAACGAUCGACUGCCGCCCGAGAUGAGCAGCUCUACCGUCGGAGUCGCGAUGAGGAUGAACGACAAGCAAACGUCGAACGAGAACGACGAGCCACAUCUAAGCGUCGGCGCCGCCGAGCCAUUGACGAUGACCAGGCACAAAAGGAACGUAGUCGAAUUGUCGACUCUGCACGCCGCCAGCAAGAAGCAGUCGACUUGUCGACUCUGCACGCCGCCGCUCUCAAACGAGCGGAGGCUUACGAGCAUGAGGAACGACGCCGCAUCGCUGCGGAGGAAGCCAGGCGAACCCGACAUCGCGACCAUGCUGCUUCCGCGCUGGAAAGACCAGAGAUGGACGCCGCGACACGGCAAAGGUUAG